AAAUACAGAUAAGAUGGGAAAAGCAUGGGACUUCGUGCUACAUGCUAAACACACAGAAGUUAUCAUGGGAACAGGCAAAUGUUAAAUGUCGUGGAUUGUCAGCCAGGUUGGUUGAAAUAGAUACAAUGCCCGAGAACGUCUUUGUAGCCAACAUUUUAAAAAAUAAAGAACCCAGUGGCCGUGCUUGGUUGGGUGGUACGGACAAAACACAAGAGAACACCUGGAUUUGGAAUCACUCAGGGUUACCAUUACGAUUCACAAACUGGAACAAGGGGGAACCUAACGAUGAUAAAGGAAACGAAGAUUGCAUGGAAAUAUUUUCACUAAAUGGGAAAUGGAAUGAUAUGAAGUGUUUGUAUUCGUCUAUGUUUGUCUGUGAAAAAGAUAUCUAUGUAUGAGAAAUAUCUAAUUGGGGCAAGAAAAAGACACUUUACAUUUUAGAAUAUUCUGUGUCUCCUUCAAGACUGUUUCACUCAUUAAGAGAUGUCACUAUAUUCAGGAGAGGAGCUUAAAAUUACUUUGACUUUAAUUGCAACUUUGCAACUAUAGUCAAACAUUGGUCACUACAGCAUUGUUGUUUUGUUAGUUUUUAAUAUCGAGCACCAUUAGUAAAAGUGUUAUUUCACGGAACAAUGUCUUGUAAUGUAUUUCAUAUAUAAUUUUGGUUUAUUAACUCAUGUGCAUAAUUUAUUGAUUGAUAAUUCCAAUGCAUAUGGAAUGAAAUGAAAGAAAAAGUUCAUAUCAACUCUAAAAUACCCUCUUAAAUUUUAGAGACAACACUUAUUAAAAUUCAAAUAAAUAAAUGUGUGGGUU
This is a messenger RNA of Saccostrea cuccullata (small rock oyster), 813 nucleotides long. Its product is annotated as hepatic lectin-like. The transcript is spliced from 3 exons. Gene Ontology annotation, molecular function: signaling receptor activity. Bases 42 to 398 code for a protein of 118 amino acids. Lineage: Eukaryota; Metazoa; Mollusca; Bivalvia; Ostreida; Ostreidae. The record is from RefSeq and is a predicted model, not a curated record.